AUGUUCAAAGGCGACUCUAUCCGGGGACCGGGGAUGAUAAUCCUCCAGGUCCUCCGCGCCGUUACCCUCAUUACGCUCAUCACCGCCGCCGUUGCGUGCUGGACCCUGAUCAUCAAGAUCGACACAUCCAACGGCUUCUUCUUUUUCGACGCAGCCUCUCUCUUUUUCACAAGCAACAUCGCCGUCUUCCUCGCCGUCUCAGAACUCCCCAUCGCCAAGUCCUACUUUCGCCGCACAUGGCCCGUUCUCUCUGACGAGUCCGGCCUCACCUGGCUGGGCUUCGCCAUGGCCCUCAUCGGCUGCAACAUCCUCGGGAAGCUCAACCAGCCCGCCAACUCUUCCAAGAAGCUCGGCCUCCCCUUCUGGCGCCUCGUACUCGCUGCUGGAGUCCUCGCCAUCACAUUUGGCAUCAUCAACAUCGUCUGCUCCUUCAUCUUCCGAGACUCGGCAAACGGCAUCAGCGCCCGCGUCGUCCGCUCCGAAGGUUCUCUCGCGGCCCCCAGCCAGGCCGCAUCCUCUUACAAGGAGCAGUACUCCGUCCGCAGCAACUCGCUCCGGGGAGAGAAGACCAAGUCCAAGUUCAUGUCCAUGUUCUGGAAGAAGGAUAAGUCCCACAACGCUACCGAAAGGUCUCCAAGACCAGAGAUCAGCGCGCCCAUGCCUUCUCAAGCUCACCAACAAUACGAUGUCGAACGCGACCCUGCCUACUCUCCAGUUUCCUACUCCCGCGGCCAGCGAGACGAGGAGGAGUGGGACCGACGAAGUCCCAUUGUCCCCGAGGUCAAACGCCCAGACACUGCUCUACACCCCAUACACUCCCGCACCAGCAGGUACUCGGAAGCGCACAUGUCCAGAUUCUAA
This is a messenger RNA of Ilyonectria robusta, 861 nucleotides long. RefSeq lists its product as uncharacterized. The transcript has a single exon. The record is from RefSeq and is a predicted model, not a curated record. The coding region runs from base 1 to 861 and encodes 286 amino acids. Lineage: Eukaryota; Fungi; Ascomycota; Sordariomycetes; Hypocreales; Nectriaceae.